This is a messenger RNA of Jaculus jaculus (lesser Egyptian jerboa), 1035 nucleotides long. RefSeq names its product FKBP prolyl isomerase 2 (gene Fkbp2). The record is from RefSeq and is a predicted model, not a curated record. Gene Ontology annotation, biological process: protein peptidyl-prolyl isomerization. Lineage: Eukaryota; Metazoa; Chordata; Mammalia; Rodentia; Dipodidae. The transcript is spliced from 6 exons. The coding region runs from base 113 to 919 and encodes 268 amino acids. Gene Ontology annotation, molecular function: peptidyl-prolyl cis-trans isomerase activity.
GCAAAGGAGAAGGGAUCUAGUAUUUCUGAGGGCGGGGCUGAAGGAUCAGGGGCGGAGCUAAGCGCUCUGAAGGGCGGGGCCAAGGAGCCUAGGGAAGGUCUAAGCCCUAGUAAUGGUCCUGGACGUCCACGUGGGGGUGGUCUCCGCGGUGGCCGGGCUUGGGGACGAGGGAGACCGAGGACUCCCCCAGGAGAGGUGGUGUGGGUGGAGCGGGCUGGAAGGCCCGCUGACUCGGGGCCAGUCUGGGUGCCCCGGAGACCUCCAAGAGCUCAGAGCUGGGGCGGCGCCCCAGGUGGGGGAGGCUCAGGGCCGGGCUGGGGUGUACCUCCGGAGGACCAGGGCUCCCCGGAGCCGCCUAGUGGAGAUGUGUGGGUGCCUCGUGGCCGACCCCCUGCAGCAGCUGCAGAAGUGUGGGUGUGCUGGACAGGGGGCAGCUGGGUGUGGCGUGAGUGGGGUCGCCCGGUUGGAGCAACUCCCGUGCAACCAGAUAAGAGCCAUGAGGCUGAGCUGGGUCCUGACGAUACUGUCCAUCUGCCUGAGCCCCCUGGCCUCGGCCACGGGAGCCGAGGGCAAACGGAAGCUGCAGAUCGGGGUGAAGAAACGAGUAGAUCACUGUCCUAUCAAGUCGCGCAAGGGAGAUGUCUUACAUAUGCACUACACGGGGAAGCUGGAAGAUGGAACAGAGUUUGACAGCAGUCUGCCUCAGAACCAGCCCUUUGUUUUCUCCCUUGGUACCGGCCAAGUCAUCAAGGGGUGGGACCAGGGGCUGCUGGGGAUGUGUGAAGGGGAAAAGAGGAAGCUGGUGAUCCCAUCUGAGCUGGGGUAUGGAGAACGGGGAGCACCCCCAAAGAUCCCAGGCGGAGCAACCCUGGUGUUCGAGGUGGAGCUGCUCAAGAUUGAGAGACGUUCAGAACUGUAGAAGGCUGCAGCGGGGGCGAGGCCCCAUCAGGGACCAGACUGCUUAAAAACAAAAAACCUUAAAAACCAAGGACUGAGUCUGUGUUUGUGUUUUCUGAAAUAAAGUCUAAGACCACA